Molecule: messenger RNA, 501 nt
Organism: Cynara cardunculus var. scolymus (artichoke)
Lineage: Eukaryota; Viridiplantae; Streptophyta; Magnoliopsida; Asterales; Asteraceae
Product: squamosa promoter-binding-like protein 3
Exons: 2
Coding region: 1-501 (166 amino acids)
Cellular component (GO): nucleus
Molecular function (GO): DNA binding
Source: RefSeq, a predicted model, not a curated record
AUGGAAACUGAAAUUACCAAAGCUUCCUGCACACAGAAAGUGGACAUGAAGAAGGGUUUGGUGAGUGGUCAUGACCAUGGGCAUGGUGAUGGGUUGUUCGGUUGUGGCGGUGGCGACAAUGAUAGCGGCGGUUCUUUUGACGGGAAUGUCAAGAAGAAGAAAGGGAGUCACGGUGGAGGUGGUGGCUCGUCUAGCGGCACAAGGUGUUGCCAGGCUGAGAAGUGCACGGCCGAUCUAACCGAGGCCAAGCAGUAUCAUCGUCGGCAUAGAGUGUGUGAGCUCCAUGCAAAGGCUCAAUCUGUGAUUGUUGCCGGAAGUCCUCAACGGUUUUGUCAGCAAUGUAGCCGAUUUCAUGAGCUCUCGGAAUUCGAUGAUGCCAAGAGAAGUUGUAGGAGACGUCUUGCAGGACACAACGAGAGACGUAGGAAGAGCUCGAUCGAGUUUAAAGGUACAGGGAAGGAGCUUGUGUGCAAGGGAAGGUUCGAAGGCUGCCAUUUAUAA